Messenger RNA from Armigeres subalbatus, 1718 nucleotides. Its product is annotated as multiple coagulation factor deficiency protein 2 homolog. The coding region runs from base 247 to 960 and encodes 237 amino acids. Gene Ontology annotation, molecular function: calcium ion binding. Lineage: Eukaryota; Metazoa; Arthropoda; Insecta; Diptera; Culicidae. The transcript is spliced from 6 exons. The record is from RefSeq and is a predicted model, not a curated record.
UGUUCGCAUUUCCACCACCCACUCCGCGCCCGUCGAACGCACGGCAGUAAACAUUAUUCGUUGUCAACAUAGCCCGAUCGAAACAACAUACCUACGUGGAUCUUUUAGCCAACAUUUGGAGACAAGAAGCACACGUUCCAGUUUUAUUUGGAACGCAACGGACGACAAUAAACCUCGGGAAUCUACACCGCCUUGGUUUCCGUGAAAAGUGAAAGCGAUUCGGUUGAAUUGCCUGUAAGCAGAAUUAUGAAACAGCUUGCGCUAACCUUGACGCUGUUGCUUGGCGCAACAAUGGUAUCCGGUCAGCGCGUAGCGCCCGGUGUGAAUCCUGGCCACUACCAGCAACAACCCCCGCAACAGCAAUAUCAACCACCCCCACCGCAGUACAAUCAGCAACAUCCACCUCAACAGCCGCCGCAGCAUUAUCAGCAACAACAACAACCUCAGUAUCAGCAGCAACAGGUUCCCGUGCAGCCGCAAUAUCAGCAGGCACAGCAGGUACCGCAGCACCAGCAGCAACGCCCGCAAGUUCCGCAUGGUGCUGGACAAGCGGCCCAACAUGGACAGCCCCAGCAGGUUCUGAACGCCCAAAACCUUCAACAGGAAAAAGCCCACAUUGCCGAACAUAUGGACGUGCCGAUCGACACAAGUAAAAUGAGCGAACAGGAACUACAGUUUCAUUACUUCAAGAUGCACGAUUCGGACAACAACAACAAGCUGGACGGGUGCGAGCUUAUCAAAUCGUUGAUUCACUGGCACGAGGAAAGCAAAAACCAGGAACAAACGGGUCAGCCCGGCCACCAGGACAAAAUCUUCUCCAACGAUGAGCUAUCGGCACUGAUCGAUCCCAUUCUCAGCUCGGACGAUCACAACCAGGACGGGUUCAUCGACUAUCCGGAGUUUGUGAGGGCGCAGCACAAAGCGGCCACACAGGGGGCGCAGGGUGCUCCCCAACAGUAAACUACUGUCGGUUCUUCUCUCGGUGAUAGGAGAAAUCGUUUCUACGUCUGUAUCUGAAUCUCUGAAACUCAUCCAUCUUUAUACAAACGACUGUUGGUCGAUGAUCUAAACUAUCGAAACCGAGCCAUGUCACGCUGAUCGGUAUUUACUUUCCGGCACUAUUAUGCUCACUUUUGUUAGGGCUCUUAAUUUAGGAUAUGUUGAACAUUCCUGUUUUUUUUGGCAAUCGCACAAAAGCAUUUCCAUUUCGGCGAAAUCUGACGCAGAUUAUUUGUUAUAUGUAAUGGGACAUGGCGGUUAGGACAGGUUGUUUUAUUAUUCACAAUGUUGCUCGAGACCUAUUGUACUUUAACACUCUUUGAAUACCAAAGAAUCUUGUCGAAGUUUCAGUGUGUUCUUUCCACAAAAGCAUUGUCAAUGAUAAAACAACCUUUUAAAGACCUCUGUUAUCCUAGUUGUAGAUAUCUUCAUGUUUCCUACAAGUUCAUUUACAAAACUAUAAUUACGAUGAACAUAUACGCUAAGAUUUUAGUAGGAUUCAAAUUAUGCGUAAUACAUAGUACUACCAGACAAAUGUGGUAGACGAAACCAUUAAACAAAUCAAUCGUACGAGAGUAUUUGACUUUAUUGAGGACUGUAUUUUUGUAAUAAAAUAAUACUAAAUAGUGAGAAUACAUGCAAUUAUAUGAGAAAAGUUUUUGUCGCGAAUAUGGAAAAAUACAAAAUACAAAUUGAGUGAUGCUGAUUGUGAAGUCGAA